Messenger RNA from Mercenaria mercenaria, 1306 nucleotides. RefSeq lists its product as uncharacterized. NCBI's taxonomy places the organism in Eukaryota, Metazoa, Mollusca, Bivalvia, Venerida, Veneridae. The transcript has 6 exons. The coding region runs from base 284 to 1165 and encodes 293 amino acids. The record is from RefSeq and is a predicted model, not a curated record.
AUUGAUGAGCGAUGUUUUUCGUAUAAUGACAAAAAACUGUGCAAUUCACCUUGUUUUUCGUUUCCUAUAAGGAUGUACAACUAAAAGAUGGCUUGUACAUGGCCAUAAAGAUGUCAUUGGACAAUACUUAUUAAAUUAUUAAAGACAAUGAAGCAGCGAAUUAAUUGUAAGGAAGGGUUUACGUUGCUUGGCCUCGGGUCUAUAAAUACUGGAAACUGGACUGAAAAGGGCACAGUUGUGAAACUUCUCUAUCAAGGAUAGCCGCCCGCUGCAGAAAGACAAAAUGACCUCCGUGAAAUUAACUUUAGCUUCCCUGUGUUCUCUUCUGGUUGUCUCUGACGUCAUAGCCACUGGCAAGAGUUAUGGAGGAGGUGGAGGUGGUGGAGGCAGUUGGAGAAGAAGAUUUAUGGGUGGGUACGGAGGAAUGGGAAAUGGAGGAAUCCUUGGGAUGGGAUCAAGCAGUAUGAUUGGUGGAGGAGGUAUAGGAGGCGGUAACAUGCUAGGAGGGGGCGGAAUCGGUGGCGGAAACAUGCUAGGAGGGGGCGGAAUCGGUGGCGGUAACAUGCUAGGAGGGGGCGGAAUCGGUGGCGGAAACAUGUUAGGAGGUGGCGGAAUCGGAGGAAGUGGCAAACUGGGAGGAGGAAUGAUUGGCGGGGGCGGUAUUGGAGGUAUCGGGGGUGGUGCUAUAGGAGGUGGAAAUAUGAUCGGAGGUGGUGGCAUUGGAGGCGGUGGAAUGAUUGGGGGAGGUGGAAUCGGAGGUGGAAUGAUUGGGGGUGGCGGAAUUGGUGGAGGAAUGAUCGGAAAUGGUGGCAUUGGCGGUGGAUCAAUGAUAGGAGGUGGGAAAAGAGGAGGUGGCAUGAUUGGAGGAGGAGGGAUUGGUAUUGGAGGAGGCGGUAUUGGUGGAAUUGGAGGCGGGGCUACAAUUGGUAAUGGCGGACUGGGCGGAGGAAUGAUUGGGAAUGGUGGCAUUGGUGGAGGAUCAAUGAUCGGAGGUGGAAAAAUGGGAGGUGGUAUGAUUGGAGGAGGAGGUAUUGGUGGGGGAGGUAUUGGUGGAGGAAUGAACAUGGACGAUGCUGGUCUGAACGGAAACAAUGGCCUGUCAAACAAUGGUUUUAACGGUAACAAUGGUGGUCUGGGUGGUAACAAUGGUGUCUGGGUGGUAUAAAUGGUGGCAUGGGCGGUCUUGGCGGUGGAAUGGGCGGUCUUGGAGGUGGAAUGGGCGGACUUGGAGGUGGAAUGGGCGGACUUGGAGGCGGAAUGGGCGGUCUUGGGGGUGGUUUCGGUAAAGGAUCAAUGGGUGGAGGCG